Suricata suricatta (meerkat) is the source of this 604-nucleotide messenger RNA. RefSeq names its product olfactory receptor 56B1-like. Gene Ontology annotation, biological process: G protein-coupled receptor signaling pathway. The transcript has a single exon. Gene Ontology annotation, cellular component: membrane. The annotation marks the transcript as partial. NCBI's taxonomy places the organism in Eukaryota, Metazoa, Chordata, Mammalia, Carnivora, Herpestidae. The record is from RefSeq and is a predicted model, not a curated record. Gene Ontology annotation, molecular function: olfactory receptor activity.
AUGUCUGCAUCUGUGAAAGGCUCUAACAGCUCCAAACUCCAGGUGUCUGAGUUCAUCCUGAUGGGACUCCCAGGCAUUCACAGCUGGCAGCACUGGCUCUCCUUGCCAUUGGCAACACUCUACCUCUCAGCAAUUGGUGCUAAUAUCCUCAUCCUUGUCACCAUCUGGCAAGACCUUGCUCUUCAGCAGCCUAUGUACUAUUUCCUAGGCAUCCUCUCUGUGGUGGACAUGGGCCUGGCCACCACCAUCAUGCCCAAGAUCCUGGCCAUCUUCUGGUUUGAUGCCAAGGUCAUCAGCCUUCCUGAGUGUUUUGCUCAGAUUUAUGCCAUUCACUGCUUUGUGGGCAUGGAGUCUGGUAUCUUCCUCUGCAUGGCUUUUGAUAGAUAUGUAGCUAUUUGUCACCCUCUUCGCUACCCAUCAAUUGUCACCAAUGCCUUAAUCUUAAGAGCUACUGUGUUCAUGGUACUAAGAAAUGGCUUGCUUGUCAUUCCAGUGCCAGUGCUAGCAGCCCAGCGUGAUUAUUGCUCCAGGAAUGAGAUUGAGCACUGCCUAUGCUCUAACCUUGGGGUCACCAGCCUGGCUUGUGAUGAUUGGACGCCAAACA